This is a messenger RNA of Rhinichthys klamathensis goyatoka, 1044 nucleotides long. Its product is annotated as GTPase IMAP family member 7. The coding region runs from base 45 to 1043 and encodes 332 amino acids. Lineage: Eukaryota; Metazoa; Chordata; Actinopteri; Cypriniformes; Leuciscidae. The transcript is spliced from 3 exons. The record is from RefSeq and is a predicted model, not a curated record. Gene Ontology annotation, molecular function: GTP binding.
UUAUCUGCGGGGAAUGUUGCUGUAAUUCACACAUCAUUUAAAACAUGUCGUCUUCAAGUACUACAACAGCGACAAAUGAUGAUAUUCGGACAAGAAAAAGAAGUGAUAGUUUUGAAUUUAACCGUCCAAAUAUGUCUUUGAGAAGGAUGGUGCUGGUGGGAAGGACUGGAGCAGGUAAAAGCUCCUCUGGAAACACAAUCCUGGGCAUGAGAGUCUUCAGAGAAGCAGAAAGUGCUUCAUCUGUAACUAAAGAAUGCUGUAAGGAGACCGGAGAAGUUGCAGACCAUCAGUUGGAGCUGGUUGAUUGUCCAGGGAUCUUUGAUACUUCACUCUCAGAGAAUGAAACCAUAAAGGAGAUGAGUAAAUGUAUAAACAUGAUGGCACCUGGACCUCACGCCAUCAUCCUGGUUAUUCAGCUCGGUCCAUUCACUGAAGAAGAGAGACUUUCAGUGGAGAAGAUCAGGGCUAUAUUUGGAGAAGAAGCAGAUAAACACACACUCAUCCUCUUCACACACGGUGAUAAACUGACAGAAAGCAUUGAGAAAACACUAUAUGAAGCAGGACCUGAAUUAAAACGUCUCGUAGAGUCAUGUGGAGGACGGUAUCAUGUUUUCAACAACACAGAAAUUGAUGAUCGCAAACAGGUCUUAGAGUUCCUGGAUAAGGUUGAUGACAUGUUGCACAUGAAUGAUGGUAACUAUUACACCAGUGACAUGUUUGAUCAUGUGGAAGAAAUGCUGAAGAAGAAAGAGGAGGAGCUUAGAAAGGAAUACAGUCAGAAGAUACAGGCACUAACAGAUACAUUUAAAAAAGGAAAGACCAAACUGAAAGAGACCAUUAGACAACUGAAAGAAUCCGGCCAGGAAAAAGACCAGAGAAUUAAAGAGCUGGAAGAGAAAUUGAAACAGAAUGACAGACAUUUAAAAGAGUCUAAGCGUUUUUAUGAGCUAAAACGCAAGAAUGUGAGACGAGAGGUGGAAGAGACACAAGUGGAUGAAAACAUCCCAGAGAUCAGCAGUAAACUACGAAAGCUCCGUGUCUGAU